CUCAGUCGCUUGAGCGCUGGUCGGCCCCGGAAGGAAAACAUCGUCGACGCUCCUCCCCCAACCACCGCUCCUCCGCUCGUGCUGAUGGCGGCGGCGAUCCGGUCCCUCCUCCGCAAGGCGGCGCCGUCCCUCGGCCGCGGGUCGCCGGCCCUCGGCCGCAUGUCGCCGGUGGUGCAGGGGCUUUCGCCGGCGGCGCGCCUCCUCUCAACGACGGGGGGACAAGUGGCUUAUUCUGAUGAUGAUGAAACGCUGGCCAAACAGCGUGAGGAAAUAAAGCGCAUGACUGCUGAGUUUGAUGCGAGCAUGCUGGAGAUCCGCAAGAAUUUGGAUGCUAUGGAUGAAAUUGAGAGAUCCAAUGGACAUGGUGGUCGCUUGAGCCUGGGUUGGUUUCCGGCCAGGUGGAUGCAGCCUGUGGAAGAUGAGAACCCGAGGGGGCAGCGUCGGCCGGCACCUGCUCGAUGUCGACCACGGAAGGGCACCAAGCAUGGCAGAUAUAGUGAGAGCCGAACAGGGAGACCACCGCUGACUGUGAUGCUCGCCAUUCUCCCCGACAAGGAGAUCUGGUUGGAGGAUGUCGAGGAUGCGAAGCUAGUGAGGCAGUUGUCCGCGGAGCCGCCCGGAAGGCCAGCAAAUAACACCGAGGAACAUGAGGCGUCCCCGACGGCCUGUUAGGUGGUGUAGGAGGCGGCUUCCAGACGGCUGGCUGUAGGAGGAUGCGCCGUCCACGACAGCCAAGCCAUGUGGUGUAGGAGGAGGCGCGCCGUCCCUGACGGCCGGCCAAUCGGUGUAGGGAGGCGGCGCUGCCGACGGCCGAGGCGAGGCGAGGCGAUGGGUUGGGGCAACACAGAGAUGGGAGGGGCGGCGUCCUUCAAGGUGCAACGGCUCGAGGCGAUGCGGGAGGCGUCGUGAAGGUCCGGCGGCUGGAGGCGAUGGGGGAGGCGUCGUGAAGGUGCGGCGGCUGGAGGUGAUUUGGGGGCAGAGCGAUGAUGCAGCAGUUACUUUCCUUCUUUCUUUCUUGAUUGACGUGGGCAGUUUCUUUCCUUUCGUGCGAAAGGAAGAUGAUAACGGAAGAGAAAGUACUUUCCUUUCUUUCUUGAUUGACGUGGGGCAGUUUCUUUCCUUUUGUGCCAAAGGAAGGUGAUCACGAAAGAGAAAGUUAUGUUUAGCGUUAAACGUGUUUAGUCGCUCACCAUUAGGACAAUAUCAACUGUUGGAUGAAUGUGAAUGGAUGGCCGAGAUCUGUUGGAUCUGCCCCACCGGGUCUUUUUAUAUUGGUAUAGAUAUAGAUAUAGAUAUAGAUAGAUAUAGAUGAGCUGAUGAGGUUUUAAUGGUGGACCUCGAUCAAAUUCUUUUAUGCGUCUUAUCAGAUCUUAUAAUUUGAUGUUUGCUUUUACUUCUCUUGGAGCGAAGGUUGAUGAUAGCAUAAAUGUGGGUCAGGGUGUCUACAUACUUAAAAUAAAUGGUGUUGCCUACCAUCGGAUAGAUUCGUUGGUGCCGCCAAGGGGCGUGUCGCCAAAGUUUGCGCAACUCUAUAUCUAUGAUACUGAGAAUGAGUUGGUUAAGCAGUUCAGGAUGCUUUGGGUUUCCUGUGAGCGACUUGAGUCACCUGCUUCAGGUUCUAUUAGUAUUAGGAUUGUUGGAUCUGGUACAAUAUAUGUGUUGCAGAAUGUCUAUUGAAAUAGUGCUCUCAUGUUUAUUCAGCAGACUCUAGUCUUGUUUUUUAGACGCAAAGUAGGGCUCCUGUGAUGAACUUUGUGUGAAUUGUGACUUGCCUGAGAUAAACCUAGUUGCAGAAUGUAUAUAGUACCUCUGUAACUUUAUAUAAGAUGUUUUUUUGAUUAUUUGAAAGUGUCAAAAAAACGUCUUAUGUUUUGACACGGAGGGAGUAAUACUUUAAAAGUAA
Molecule: messenger RNA, 1903 nt
Organism: Triticum dicoccoides
Lineage: Eukaryota; Viridiplantae; Streptophyta; Magnoliopsida; Poales; Poaceae
Exons: 3
Coding region: 85-672 (195 amino acids)
Source: RefSeq, a predicted model, not a curated record